GCCGGCUCUCUCUCCGGGCAUCUGGGGGAUUUCCUGGGCGGAAGCAGCAGAGGGGGUUUCCAGUGUGAUCAGCCCAGUUCUCCCCGCUGGAUCUCUGUACUGGAUCCCAGUGACUUCUCUCUCGCACGCACACAGCACCGACAGAUCCCGGAGAGCCCCCAGAAACCCGAACCGGAACCCGGACCAUGAGGAGUCCGCCUGAGGCCCGGAGGCUGAACUGCACCGGCAGGUUGACGGUUUGAAUCCCAAAGAGAUCCGCCGAGCCGAGGAACUGCUGAGCUGAGAGCUGUGGCCUGCGAAGGAGAUUCAUGUCAUGUCAGCGGGGGGGAGGAGUGCUGACGGGAGGGAAGUGCAGAUCCCCCUCCAGCAGGUGGCGCCCUCCCUGACCACGCCCCUCUCCGUGGUCCUGCCCCCCCACCGCCCAGCCAAUCCCUGGCCUCCUGGUGACCCCACCCCCUCACCAGGGGUCCCUGCUGGGUUCCUCCCUGUCCUCGGGGGGUUCAGAGACCACUUCGUGGACCCCCCAGAGUCUAAGUACUGCUGCGAGGCCUGCAGGCUGGUCCUGUGUCAGCCGCGCCAGACCGAGUGUGGACAUCGCUUCUGCCAGAGCUGCAUCAACGAAAUCCUCAGUCGUCCCAGCGUGGUGUGUCCCGCCGACAUGGAGCCUCUGUUCAAAGACAAGAUCUUUAAGGACGUGUGCUGCCAUCGGGAGAUCAUGGCGCUCAAGGUUUACUGUCGCAGCAAAGCCAACGGUUGCCAGGAGACCAUGAGCCUGCAGCAGAUACCGGAGCACCUGAAUGUGUGUGCGUUCUACGAGGUUCCCUGUCCUCUGGGGAAAUGUAAAGAGCGAAUGAUGAGGAAGGAUAUUCCCGACCACCUGAGCUGGAAGUGUAAACACCGAGAGAGCAGCUGCGACUUCUGCAAGACCAAGAUGCCUCUGACCGAGCUGCAGAAACACAAAGAGACGGUGUGUCCGGCGUUCCCGGUGUCGUGUCCCAACCUCUGCUCCUUCUCCUCGCUCCCUCGCAGCGAGCUGUCCAAUCACCAGCACGACUGUCCCAAAGCUCAGGUGUGCUGUCAGUUCCACCGCUAUGGCUGCACCUUCAAGGGGUUGAACCAGGAUCUGAGGACACACGAGUCGACGUCUGCAGCUGAACACCUGAGGAUGAUGGCCAAUAGGAACUCCUCGUUAGAGAACAAGGUGGAGGACCUUAAAGGGGAGCUGUUAGAGAGGUAUAAAGUGCUGCCAGCUCUCAGCAGCCGUCUGUCUGAUCUGGAGAAACAGAACGACGAGCUGAGAGAGAAGAACCGGCAGAUGGAGCAGAAACUGGCCACCAUGCAGAAGGUGAUGAGCUCCCACUCUGAGAAGCUUCUAGAAACAGAGCUGGAGCUGCGUUCUCUUCGUGGUCUCCGUGACGACGUGGAGACGCUGAGGGGGACGCUGGACGCCGUCAGGACCAGACUCACCUCCCUGGAGGGGGGGGGCCGUGGUGGGGCGGGGGCCACCACACACACUCUGGCCUCCCUGGAGACCCAGCUGAAUCGCCAUGACGACAUGCUGAGCGUGCACGAGAUCCGAUUGGCCGACAUGGACCUGCGUUUCCAGGUGCUGGAGACGGCGAGCUACAACGGCACGCUGAUCUGGAAGAUACGCGACUACCAGCGCAGGAAACAGGAAGCUGUCGCCGCCAAGACCCUAUCCCUGUACUCGCAGCCCUUCUACACCGGGUACUUCGGGUACCGCAUGUGUGCCCGGGUCUACCUGAACGGGGACGGCAUGGGCAAGGGCACGCACCUGUCUCUCUUCUUCGUGGUCAUGAGGGGCGAGUACGAUGCCCUGCUGCCCUGGCCCUUCAAACAGAAGGUGACCCUGAUGCUGAUGGACCAGGGUCCGACCAGGAAACAUCUCGGCGAUGCGUUCAAGCCCGACCCCAACAGUAGUAGUUUUCGGCGCCCGGUGGCCGAGAUGAACAUCGCGUCAGGAUGUCCUCUGUUCGUCUCUCAGAGUGUCCUGGAGACAGGAAGUUACAUCAGAGACGACACCAUCUUCAUCAAGGUUACCGUGGAUACGUCUGACCUCCCUGACCCGUGAUGUUGGACCCGUGUGACCUAUGACCUCGCAGCUCGCCCAGCGGAGCAAAGCAUGCUGGGAAGGAUCAGCGGCGUCUCUCUGACGGCGCCGCCGACGCACAAAGAGACAGACGGGAAGCAGCCAAUCAGAGUGGACUUUACAGAGGCCGAGGGGCGGGGCUUCUCCUGAUUGGCCGCUGUGUGUGUGUGUGUGUGAAUGGAUCAGCGCGGACGCUGUUGCUGCUCAUUACUGAUGCCGUGCAUCGAGCUUUACUUCCUGUUUGUUUACCAAGGCAUGCUGGGAAAUCCACUGCAGCCACAGAGGCGCUUGGAAAACUACAACAGACCAGAACAGACUGUCAACAACAAGAGUCACUACAAGUUCUGUUGUUGCUGCUGACAGACUCACAUUAUUAUUCUAAGUGUCUGACAACAUUAUGGGAUGGAUCCCUAC
Molecule: messenger RNA, 2524 nt
Organism: Perca flavescens (yellow perch)
Lineage: Eukaryota; Metazoa; Chordata; Actinopteri; Perciformes; Percidae
Gene: traf3
Product: TNF receptor-associated factor 3
Exons: 14
Coding region: 314-2092 (592 amino acids)
Biological process (GO): regulation of cytokine production; regulation of defense response to virus; regulation of apoptotic process
Cellular component (GO): cytoplasmic side of plasma membrane; plasma membrane signaling receptor complex
Molecular function (GO): zinc ion binding; tumor necrosis factor receptor binding
Source: RefSeq, a predicted model, not a curated record